AUGUCUGGUAAUAACAUCGAUAUCCACUAUUCAAAUAACGGAUCCGACACCAUGGGUACUGUAGAAAAACUGUUCCAACCUAUUCACCAAAAGACCGAUGACACUGGUUCCAAGGUAACUGUGGUGGGGGCUGGACAAGUUGGAAUGGCAGCAGUGUUCUCCAUGCUCACACAGGGCGUCACCAACAACAUCGCGCUGGUCGACCUCAUGCAAGACAAGCUGAGGGGGGAGAUGAUGGACCUGCAGCACGGCUGCCAGUUCAUGAGCAACGCCAAGGUCCAAGCCAGCACGGAUUACGCGAUAACCGCCGGCUCGAGGGUGUGCGUGGUGACGGCGGGCGUGAGGCAGCGCGAGGGGGAGUCCCGCCUGGACCUGGUGCAGAGGAACACCGACGUGCUCAAGAACAUUAUCCCGCAGUUGGUGAAAUACAGUCCGGAGGCGGUCUUCAUAAUCGCCAGCAACCCGGUGGACAUACUGACGUACGUGACGUGGCGCAUCAGCGGUCUGCCCAAGCACCGCGUGAUCGGCUCCGGCACCAACCUGGACUCGGCCAGGUUCCGCUACCUGCUCUCGGAGAAGCUGGGCAUCGCGCCCACCUCCUGCCACGGCUACAUCAUCGGGGAGCACGGCGACAGUAGCGUGCCGGUGUGGUCGGGCGUGAACAUAGCCGGUGUACGCCUAAGUGACCUAAACCCGCAAAUCGGCACCGAACAUGAUACCGAGAGUUGGCGCCAGCUGCACGAGAUGGUGGUCAAGAGCGCAUACGAGAUCAUCAGGCUGAAGGGCUACACGUCCUGGGCCAUUGGGCUCUCGGUGGCCCAGCUCGUGAGGGCGAUCCUCACCAAUGCCAACAGCGUACAUCCCGUGUCCACUUAUCUCAAGGGCGAGCACGGGAUAAAAGAGGACGUGUUUCUUUCGCUGCCGUGCGUGCUGGGCCACGCCGGCGUCACCGACGUCAUCCGCCAACCGCUCACCGCCGACGAGAGGAAUCAGCUCCAGAAGUCUGCCCAUCUCAUGGACAAGAUUCAAGCCGGCAUCAAGUUC
Molecule: messenger RNA, 1044 nt
Organism: Iphiclides podalirius (scarce swallowtail)
Lineage: Eukaryota; Metazoa; Arthropoda; Insecta; Lepidoptera; Papilionidae
Source: the annotation of a GenBank genome assembly